Aspergillus luchuensis is the source of this 1560-nucleotide messenger RNA. Its product is annotated as bifunctional hydroxyethylthiazole kinase/thiamine-phosphate diphosphorylase. The record is from RefSeq and is a predicted model, not a curated record. Bases 1 to 1560 code for a protein of 519 amino acids. The transcript has 7 exons. Gene Ontology annotation, molecular function: hydroxyethylthiazole kinase activity; ATP binding; magnesium ion binding. Gene Ontology annotation, cellular component: cytoplasm. Gene Ontology annotation, biological process: thiamine biosynthetic process. Lineage: Eukaryota; Fungi; Ascomycota; Eurotiomycetes; Eurotiales; Aspergillaceae.
AUGACUCUGGAUCUCUCGGUAUACCUGGUCACCGACUCAACCCCGGCUAUCCUCAAGGGCCGUGACCUGUGUGCUGUCGUCGAGGAAGCUGUCAAAGGAGGUGUGACGAUUGUCCAAUAUAGAGACAAGAAAAGUGACACGGGCGUCCAAGUAGAGACCGCCAAGAAACUGCACCAAAUCACCAAGAAGUACAAUGUCCCUCUGCUCAUCAAUGACCGUGUGGAUGUCGCUCUUGCGGCUGGUGUAGAGGGUGUCCACUUGGGCCAAGAUGACAUGGCUAUCGAGGUAGCCAGGAAGCUUCUCCCCGAGAAUGCCAUCAUCGGCAUCAGUGCCUCCUCUAUCGAGGAGGCGCAGAAGGCUGUUGCUGCAGGUGCCGACUACCUCGGAAUCGGCACCAUGUUCGCUACUCCGACGAAAACCAACACCAAGUCCAUCAUUGGUACAGCCGGCACCCAGGCCAUUCUUGAGGCCAUCUCGGAGUCGGGCCGCAAUGUUGGAACUGUCUCCAUUGGUGGAAUCAACGCUUCCAAUGUCCAGCGCGUUCUCUACCAGUCCCGCGCUCCCCAUAAGGCCCUGGAUGGCGUUGCGAUCGUCAGCGCCAUCAUGGCUGCAGAUGACCCGAAGGCCGCGGCUGCUGAGUUCGUGAAGCUCGUCUCCAGCCCUCCCCCUUUCGUCCGGAGCGAGGCUGUCACCCCUGCCCGUGACACCUCCGCACUGCUCGAACAGGUGCCUCAGGUGGUCCAGGAAGUCGUCAAGGGCCACCCCCUGGUACACAACAUGAUCAACUAUGUUGUGGCCAACUUUGUCGCCAAUAUCGCGCUAUCCAUGGGCGCGUCGCCAAUUAUGUCACCGUACGGAGAUGAAGCCGUCGAUCUCUGCCAGUUCGACGGUGCCCUGGUCAUCAACAUGGGCACCCUCACGAGCGAGAGCAUCCCCAACUACCUGAAAGCCCUGAAAGCAUACAACGUGCGCGGCAACCCCGUAGUGUACGACCCCGUUGGCGCCGCAGCCACCAGCAUCCGCCGUGGAGCCGUUACCCAGCUCAUGGCCGGCGGGUACUUUGACCUCAUCAAGGGCAACGAAGGCGAGAUCCGUCAGGUGUAUGGCAGCAGCGGCGUAACGCAGCGUGGUGUCGACAGCGGACCCAGCAACCUCGACAGCCACAAAAAAGCCCAACUGGCACGUGAUCUCGCCAGGAGAGAACACAACAUUGUUCUCCUCACCGGCGCCACCGACUAUCUCAGCGACGGAGAGCGCGUCGUCGCGGUCUCCAAUGGCCAUGAGCUUCUCGGCCAAGUGACAGGCACCGGCUGUGCCGUAGGCACCGUCUCGGGUGCCUUCUUGACCACCCACCCCAAGGACAAAUUCCUCGCCGUGCUUUCAGGUAUCCUGAUGUACGAGAUUGCCGCCGAGAACGCGGCAUCCAAGGACACCGUAAAGGGACCGGGCAGCUUCGUACCGGCGUUCCUGGACGAGCUGUAUGCCAUCCGCCAAGCAGCUCUAAAAGGCGACCACAGCUGGUUCGCCGGACGGGCAAAGGUGGAAGAGAUACAGCUGUAA